Owenia fusiformis is the source of this 1617-nucleotide messenger RNA. NCBI's taxonomy places the organism in Eukaryota, Metazoa, Annelida, Polychaeta, Sabellida, Oweniidae. The record is from the annotation of a GenBank genome assembly.
CAAAGCGUCGUAAUGUACAGUUGGAUUUAUAAUGAAGUAUCUUAGGAAAGUCAUGCUGUCCAUCAUUUGCCUCGCAGUUAUAAUGGCGCUUAACCAUAUCGUGUUUGACACAACACAAGGUAAGCCUCCCAAACCUGCAUACAAGAGUUCAAUGCGCUACGUUGAAAUCCAUUCACAUUUCAUUACGAUUUCUGACAACCGUUUUGCGAUAGAAAAACAUCUGAAUGAACACAGAUCGGGAAUGUCUCGAGUGGCUCAUUUUAUAAUGCCCCAAUCUGGCAUAUUCAAAGACGUUACUUCAAGUCGAGAUGAUUAUUUUACCCACAUUGCCACAGAGCACAAUAUCAAAACGUUGCUUUUUCAAACAACGGAUUCUGACAAAGAUGGACAUGGUGUAUUUCAAUGGAUAGGAAGCAAAUCUUUGUGUAGGGCACUUGGCAAUUAUAAAGGCAAUAUACCAUAUUCCAACUCAUGUACUACAAAUAUGGAGGAGACCUUUUCCGCACAAAGACCUGAACGUAAACCACGAUUCAAAUUACCGGUAAAUGAUACACUCACAGAAGAACUAUUCCAAUGGGGGACAAUAUCUAGUUUUAUUCAUAUAAUACAAAACGGAAUCAUCUCGAAUGAUGGUGUGGUUUUUGUCGGCGACCUGCAAGUUAUACCGUAUAGUUGUCUCGACAGACCAGAAGCGAUACAGGCAUCUAAAGAACAUUUUAGUACAACAAUUAAGGAUAAACUGGAUCAGUUACCGCGUUACGGAGAAGUAUUUGUAAUAACACAGUUUUGGUCAGGCGAGUUUUACCACGGAAUGGUGGAAUCUCUCCCAAGACUAUCACGAUAUAUAGGAUUUAUAGACAAGCGCAAUGAUAUCAAAAUAUAUGUCGCUUGCACUUCGUUCAUGAAGUCGUCACUCCAGACUAUAUUUCCCUCUAGAAACAUAUCUGAACUGGUGAUAUGUGAUAAAAUUGGACCGAUACUCGCAGCGAGAGUGUAUUUCCCGGAAGGUACGCCCUGUGGUAUGUAUAAAUCCUCCCAAUCGGGAGUAUAUCAGAUGUCGAGGGAGUUCAAUAAAUAUAUAGGUUUAAGUAUACAUAUACCACCCAAAAACUAUAUCAUCUUAAUAAAAAGGACCAAACAUAGAAUUUUAGUUCAGCACGACGUAAUAGCUUCAUUUCUGAAUGAUAUUGCGAAACAGAACGAUAUGGAACUUUUUAUUUACGCAGACGACAAACUUCCGUCAUUCUCGGACACGAGAAAUCUAUUCCACCAAGCCAGACUCGUGGUUGCACCACAUGGAGCUGGGCUAGCGAACACUUUGUUUUCUACUCCGGGUUUGUUUGUCAUUGAGAUAGUGUGUAACCAUCCUCAUCUGAAUUUAUGCUACAGACAGUUAGCAAUCUUCCUCGGUCAUCAUUAUCAUGGUGUGUCCUCACAGUUCGGCUGUGAAUCUACACUGAACGUCGAUGUCAACGAAGUAAAAGAAGCCAUUCAGUUCUAUAUAAAACAUAUUGUUAAAAAGAAGAAUUCAUGAUUUGGGAGAUAGGAAUAUUUUGCAGCGUGGAUAAUACAAAACUACGGUAAAAACUACAUAAUGUACGAUGUACAACUCUGAAU